Molecule: messenger RNA, 1071 nt
Organism: Clonostachys rhizophaga
Lineage: Eukaryota; Fungi; Ascomycota; Sordariomycetes; Hypocreales; Bionectriaceae
Source: the annotation of a GenBank genome assembly
AUGGCACCGCCCGCACCAGCAGCCGCCAGCGCAGACCUGCUGGGCCUGCUCGAGGCCGCGCUCCCCCAGGACAGUCGCCAGGCGCUCCGCUCAUCGGUCCUGCCGGCGCUGCUCGACGCCGUCGCCGCCAUCGCCCAGACCCUGCGAGGCUACCACAGCGUGUCCGCCGCCGGCACCGCCAAUCCCUUUGGCGACGACCAGCUCAACGUCGAUGUUGCCGCCGAGAACCUCAUCCGCGACGCCCUGGCCCGGUGCCCGUCCGUCGUCACCGCCACCAGCGAGGAGGACCCGGUCGAGAAGCCGGUCCAGCACCUCAACGGCGCCUCCCACGACUCCCCAGAACAGCCCUCUCCCGAAUCAUCAUCAUCAUCAUCAUCAUCAUCAUCAUCAGAGACAUACACCGUCGCCUUCGACCCCCUCGACGGCAGCUCCAUCAUCGCCCCCAACUGGACCGUCGGGUCCAUCGUGGGCAUUUGGGACGGCCGCUCCUCCCUCGGCCAGUCGCCGCGCGAGAAGCAGGUCGCCUCCAUCCUGGGCUUCUUCGGCCCCCGCACAACCGCCGUCGUCGCCGUGCGCGUCCCCGGCGGCGAGCCCUCGUGCUUCGAGGUAGGCCUCACCGACGACGGCGUGCGCACGUGCCAGGUCGUGCGCUCCCAGGUCCGCCUCACCAACUCCAUCGACGGCGUCCGGUACUUCGCCCCGGCCAACCUGCGCGCCGCCGCCGAGAGCCCCCAGUACAUGGCUCUCGUGUCGCACUACAUCCAGAGCAAAUACACCCUGCGGUACAGCGGCGGCCUCGUCCCCGACCUGGGCCACAUCCUCGUCAAGGGCCACGGCAUCUACGUGUCGCCCACCACCGAGGCGAGCAAGGCCAAGCUUAGGCGGCUGUUCGAGCUGUGCCCCGUCGCCCUGGUCAUGGAGUGCGCGGGGGGCGCCGCCAUCGACACCGCCGACGGGGUGGACAUUCUGCAACGGCCGCUGGAAAACGCGGACGAGAGGGGGGGGCUGGCGUGCGGGAAUCUUGAGGAGAUAGAGGUAGCCAAGAAGAUGCUGCUUGGCAUUUCCAAAUGA